UUCCGCGCGUCUUCGUCUUCUUCAUAACCUCUUCUAAACAUCAUCUUCUUGCCAUUCAUCGUUUCAAUUAUCGCAUUUACAGAUACAAUGAAGUUCUCGCAGGCUUCUCUUCUGGCGGCUUGUCUGCCUGCUGUCUCCGCUCGCUUCAUCGAAACUGCCGAGGCCGACAACGUCAUUCUCCAGCCAGACGAGCUGUUCCUGGUCGAAACCGCCCCCGGCAAGACGCAAUGGGUGACUGAGGAGGAGAAGUGGGAGAUGCGCCGUAACGGCCAAAACUUUAUGGACAUCACCGACACACCUUCGCUCGGCUCCAAGCGCAUCAACGCUGAGAGCACGGUCACUUUCCCUAAGAAGUGCGUGAACCAGGACGAUGUCAAGAAGCUCUCCAAGAACCUCGAGAAGAAGAACAUGCAGGCCAACCUCGAGAAGUUGACCAGCUUCCACACCCGAUACUUCAAGUCCGACUACGGCCUUCAGUCCUCCGACUGGGUUCUUGAGAAGGUCAACCAGAUCAUCAAGGACGCCGGUGCUGAGGAUACCGUUUUCGCCGAGAGCUUCCCUCACACAUGGAAGCAACACUCCGUCAUUGCGACCAUCCCUGGCCAGUCUAACAGCACUGUCGUGAUCGGCGCCCACCAGGAUUCCAUCAACCUCUUCCUUCCUUCCAUCCUCGCCGCUCCAGGCGCUGAUGACGAUGGCAGUGGUACAGUCACUAUCAUGGAGGUGUUCCGCGCUCUUCUCAACUCCAAGGACGUUGUUAAGGGCAAGGCUCCCAACACCAUCGAGUUCCACUGGUACUCAGCUGAGGAGGGUGGUUUGCUCGGAAGCCAGGCUAUCUUCAAGUCGUACGAGGAGAAUGGCCGCGAUGUCAAGGCUAUGCUUCAGCAGGACAUGACUGGCUAUGUCCAGAAGACUCUCGAUGCCGGUCAGCCCGAGAGCGUUGGUGUCAUUACUGACUUUGUCGACCCCGGCCUGACUAAGUUUAUCAAGACCGUCGUUGAGGAGUACUGCAGCAUUCCUUGGGUCGAGACCAAGUGCGGUUAUGCCUGCUCCGACCACGCUUCUGCUUCCAAGGCCGGCUACCCCUCAGCCUUUGUUAUUGAGUCCGCCUUCGAGUACUCUGAUCCUCAUAUCCACGGUACCGAUGAUAGCAUUAAGUAUCUGUCUUUCGACCACAUGCUCGAGCAUGCUCGCAUGACCCUUGGUCUUGUUUACGAGCUUGGUUUCUACGACUUCUCUGACAAGACCGAGGAGAAGUGGAGUGACCUGUAAACGACAGAUAUUGUGGAAUUGUGUUUAGAGAGCAGCAGUCUCCUUUUUGGAUGGGCCGCCUCGAUUCAGUUAUUAUGAGCAACGGAUUACAUACGAGGAUACACGCAUAGUUAGCGUUGAAUAAGACCAUCUGUUUGAAAGUCCCUAAAA
This is a messenger RNA of Fusarium oxysporum Fo47, 1422 nucleotides long. Its product is annotated as putative aminopeptidase. Gene Ontology annotation, biological process: proteolysis. Gene Ontology annotation, molecular function: metalloexopeptidase activity. Bases 88 to 1272 code for a protein of 394 amino acids. The transcript is spliced from 3 exons. The record is from RefSeq and is a predicted model, not a curated record. NCBI's taxonomy places the organism in Eukaryota, Fungi, Ascomycota, Sordariomycetes, Hypocreales, Nectriaceae.